Mya arenaria is the source of this 1026-nucleotide messenger RNA. RefSeq lists its product as uncharacterized. Lineage: Eukaryota; Metazoa; Mollusca; Bivalvia; Myida; Myidae. Bases 176 to 610 code for a protein of 144 amino acids. The record is from RefSeq and is a predicted model, not a curated record. Gene Ontology annotation, molecular function: calcium ion binding. The transcript is spliced from 4 exons.
ACUUUUAAAGUAGGUAGAUAUUUUUAUUUCGAUUUAGAGAUGCUGGCUUGGCUCAACAUAGCGUGACAAUAUAUAUAUAACCUGUUACUUAAGCAAGGUAAAAUCAGUGAUCGUUCGUAGCUUGAUACUCCGCAUUUAUUUUCAUUUAACUCAGUAACAUCACCAAUCGACCAGUAUGUCUCUUACCAAGCAAGAGUGCGAGGACUUUUGGUCCAAGGCGGACAAGAACGGGGACGGGCAAUUGACCAUACAGGAACUUGACAAGGCCCUGAGGAGCAUCCUCCCGCCUGGAAAGGGACCCAGCAGUAAGGACGUCGUGUACAUGUUUUCGGCUGUAGAUAAGGACGGAGAUAAAUCCGUCACCAAAAAGGAGUUUUUUGAUGAGAUGGAGAAACCCCCAAGAAGGGAGACGUUAGAGGAAACUUUCAAGAAGUACGACAAGGAUAAUAGCGGAAGCUUAAAACGUGACGAGAUCGAGGCCGUUGUGAGGGAUUCCGGAGCCUUCAAGGGGGGUAACGUGAAGGAAAUAACGGAUGACAUCAUGAAAGAAGCCGACACAAGCGGAGAUGGAGCUGUCGAUUUGCAGGAGUUCUUGAAAAUCGUCAGUUAGAUUAUGAAACUCAUUGCUUUUUAUGACGUCUUUGGACUCAAGUGACGUCAUGGAGUGUAGACUGCCUUUAGUGGCAUCUAGAUUAAAUAAAAACCAUUGGUAGAUCUAUUUUAAUAUGAAAGAAAACUAUUUAAUCUUGUUAACGAGUUUAUGUUAUGUUAAAUUGUACAUUGUUUUAAAAUAUGACGGUGUUUAACAAACAAAAGAUCUGUUUUGAGUUUUAGAAAAUUAGAUUACAUAAUUUCAGCUAGUUCAGUAAGAACAUGGAUAUGCUCCAGGUUGUCUUCGUAUAUUUUGUUUUCAUUGAUAUUUUAAAAAGAUAUUCUUUAUUGCCAAUGAUUAUUGUCACAAUGUAACUAUGCACAUUUUAUAACAAGUAAUAUAUUUUAUAUUAAAACUAUAAAAAAAUAAAAUAA